AUGGAUGAGAUUCAUAGUGACAAUGAAGACAAUGAUGAAGGUUCAGAAGGAUCUACUUCAAAAAAAGGCAGAAAUACUGUAAGUAUGUGGGAGUACUAUUGUUACAAGUUCCAGAUAUGGUCGAAUGAUAAUGUGAUUUUGAUGGGAGGGAGAUUGUUCCAGCAGUUUGCAGUAGAUACCUAUAUAAAGAUUGAGACUACACGUUUUGUUUUUGUUGAAAAGAACCAAACCAAAAUUAGAGCCGAUUUAUACCAGGGUGUUGUUGAUUGCUUCAACGCUGGUGAGGCUCAACCAAGUACGGUUGGACAGAGAGUUGUGUUACCUGCAAGUUUCAUUGGAGGUCCACGUGACAUGCGUCGAAGAUUUCUGGAUGCCAUGGCUUUAGUUCAAGAUGAUGGGAGGCCUGAUAUAUUUCUUACAAUGACGUGCAACCCAAAAUGGAAAGAAAUCGAUGAUGAGUUAUUGCCUGGACAGUCAGCUCAAGAUCGACCAGACCUUGUUGCAAGAGUUUUUCAUGCUAAGUUAGAGGAUCUCAAGGUACAGUUAUUCCAGAGACAUAUAAUCGGUGUGGUGGGGUCAUAUGUGUAUGUGAUAGAGUUUCAAAAGCGUGGAUUGCUACAUGCACAUUUCCUCUUAAUAAUGACACCUGGAUAUAAGAUGAAUAAUCCAGGCGAUUAUGACAAACUUGUGUGUGCGGAAAUUCCCGACCCAAUAAGAUGGGUGGCUCCAUACAACCCAAAGUUGUUAAUGAUGUUUAAUUGUCAUAUCAACGUUGAGGUUUGUUCGAGUAUAAAGUCUGUGAAGUACCUCUUCAAAUAUGUUUAUAAGGGCCAUGACAAACAAGUUAUCCAUAUUGAUAAAGACCAAGAAAAUGUUGUUAUUAAUGAGAUACGAAAGUUUCAAGAUGCACAUUAUGUGUCCCCUCCUGAGGCAUUAUGGCGAGUUUUUAGCUUUCCUCUUUCAAAAAUUCACCCUUGUGUGUUGGCCUUGCAAAUACAUCUCCCGAAUCAACAGUUGGUUAGGUUCAAAGACGGUGACAGAAUGGAAGACAUUGUUGAUAGGGAGAAAGAAAAAAAUUCAAUGUUGACGGCAUUUUUCAAGAAGAAUAAAGAAGAUUCCAAUGCGAGAAAAUAUUUGUAUAAGGAUUUUCCCAAACAUUUUACAUGGAAUCGGAGCAACCAUUGUUGGAGGACCAGGGAACAUAAAUCAAUGAUUGGUCGACUUGUUUAUGUUAAUCCAGCUGAAGGAGAGAGAUACUACCUACGCCUGCUUUUAUGUCAUAUUACUGGGCCUACCUGCUUUGAAGAUUUAUAUACAGCCAAUGGUGUAUUACACCCUACAUUUUGA
Messenger RNA from Lactuca virosa, 1347 nucleotides. The record is from the annotation of a GenBank genome assembly. NCBI's taxonomy places the organism in Eukaryota, Viridiplantae, Streptophyta, Magnoliopsida, Asterales, Asteraceae.